AUGGCUUGUACUUUACAAUCACUACGAAUUGGGCGUACAUUUGAUUCUGAUUAUCCGCGGAAUCAAGGGGCAUUGUCGAAUGAUACGAGUCUAUCAAUGAUAGCUGUAAUGGGACAGGUGGACGAAUUGAAAGUCACACCUGAAGUAACAUGUCCGAAGAAAAGUGUUAUGUUAGCAUAUAAACUUUACAAAUAUCGUGAUAAAUUGAUGAGUUUGAUCGAUGGUUCCAGAGGACAAUACAGGUAUGAUUUUAUUAUUUUAAGUCCUCUUGUAUUUCUUUAA
Cercopithifilaria johnstoni is the source of this 282-nucleotide messenger RNA. Lineage: Eukaryota; Metazoa; Nematoda; Chromadorea; Rhabditida; Onchocercidae. The record is from the annotation of a GenBank genome assembly.